AUGUCAACGUCAACCACCACAACUCCAGUUCACCAUCACCCUCUUUCACCCAAUGAUUUACCAUCUGGUCGUUCGCGAAGGAGCAGGAACUCUCCUGGAACGGACCCACAGAACUCGAACUACCUCAUUCUGAAGUCACAAUAUGAGAAGGAAGGACAACCUGAUUGGGAUGGGAGCGUGCGGAAGUUGGCGAGGCUCAAAGGAGAGUUGCAAACGAGAAGAUCACCAGAAUCGUCUACGUCCUUGCCUGAUUUAUUCAACAGGGAGACCUCGACAUCUGCCUCGACUUCCAGGUCUCCCACUAAUGAUCUGCGAACAGCACCACCUCUUAUCGUCGUUGGCGGCGCGGCUAGUGCGGACCAACCUACAGAACCCACCGAAGCAUCACCCUCGUUAAUUACCUCACAAAUUCUAGCUACAAAGUGGCACGAGUACUCGGAUGAGGCAAUCCAAACAGCCAUAUCCAACAUUAGCUCUUCUUCUUCCCCAGCAGACGUAUCUAAUCAUCCGUACCACGACGUCUUGCGUACGCUGUCGUUGGCGUUGAGCAAUUUGUCGCGCGUCAGGAUGGAACUUGAGCGAAGCAGGAAGGCGUUGGAGGAGAAGGAAAUGGCCAGAAGACGCAGGGCUGAAGAAUUGUUGAAGGAUCUCAUGCAGCCGAGCGAGAGGGACAUCGUGAAGCGUGUUGUGAAGGAAAUUUUUGUGGACGAAGAUGAAGAACUAGAGGUGCAGCAUCAGGUGCAGAGAAAGCAGAGUCUUAUGUCUCUCGUCGAUUCUCUAUCUGAAGCUCUCGCAGACGAGUCGCAUCUGUCUCGAAGCCUACCCAAAGAGGUCCCGUUUCCGAUCGUACCCCAGUCAUCUUCUGACCCUAUCGCCGAUGCCGACUCGCCCAGUAUAAUGGAACAUGAUACAGAUUCAAUAUCCAUUUCAUCGCGAGUUUCCAAGACUUCAAUUUCUUCCGAAGCCUCCAGAUCCUCUCAAACAGUUGCUUCUCGGCCAAACUUUGGGAACUGGAUGGGUGGCCUCUCGUUAUGGGGGAGAGGUAGAGCUCAAACGAUCAAUGGCAAAGAAACUUCCCCUGCUCUUGACAGCGUUGCAGAAGCACUACAAGAAGCAGAAACGCCUGCUUCACGCGUAGGUGCCAUUGAAAGGCAGCAACGACGUCGAACCGCGAAGAGUGUGUUUGGUACACUGGGAAUAUCCAUUCUUAACCCCACUACAUCGUCCACAACAUCUAAGCAUGCGAAAUCGUCCUCUGUCACUAUCGAUGUAACGGAAGGGACAUGCGCACCCAGCCCUGACGCGGAAGCUCCCGCUGGGGUUGAAGCGCCGGUCGAUAAUGAGCCCCAGCCUUUAGCGGAUGAGUCAUCAUCAAUACGAUCGUUUAGGUCCAACCAUACUGCCCACACAACGUACACUUCCCGCACGAACGCAACUGACGCAUCGUUGGCUGCAUCUAAAUCAUCUAGAUCGGUUCCCUCCCCAGUUCAACCGUUGCUAUCACCGAUCUUCGCUGUUGCCGAAGGUCGUCCCUCAUCGCAAGAGACGAGUGGCCUUCUAGAUGAUCCCCUAGACAAGGUGACACAAGGUACUGUGUCCAAACCUCCCUCCCAAACGAUCAAUUCAACUUUGGCAUCUUCACAUGAUGCUCGUGUACCCCCAAAACAACUAAGUCUUCCUGAAAUCCCUCUUGCGCAACUUCCCCAAGGUUCAUCCCUCGCCGCAAUUAUAAAUGCAACCCGCGUCAUGACCAGCGACCCUGGAAGCGUUCUAUUAGAUCAAGGACAGGAAACGAGCGAUCUGAUUAAACGGCUCGCUUGGGAUCUGGUGAGAAAUGCCAGAGAAGAAGGUUUAGAGACCAGAAGGCCGAUUAUGCCCGGCAGAAAACUAUCUAAGGCUGUCCAGAAUGCUAGUACCAUCACAGAUUCGCUUGACCCCUCGAGCACCGAAAAGCCACCGGGUACAGGUUUGACCUUUGCGUCGGUGGAUAGUGGAGACGCCAGGUCAUCGCUUAGUCGGGCUCUCAGUUUCGGCACCUUUAGUGAUCAAUCUUCUUUGAAGACGCCUAGGGCCAUUCCGAAAUUCAAAGCCAAACCAAGACUACUCUCAUCCGUCAUUGUUGCUCCAUCAUUCGGCGGUGGCGGUAUUUCCAGCCCGCUUUUCGGGGGGUUCAUCGGAGGAGGAGGAGGAGGAACUAUUUCUGGCUCAGGUGCGAGUGGUUCCAACGAUUCUGGCGCUGCGAAGGGGGCCGAGGCAUCUCAGAAACCCGGUGUUGAAAUUUCCGCUGCGAACCCAGCUGGUGCGAGUGGUGCUCUGUCAGGUGCAGGUACUGCGCGCAACAAAAACAGUUCCUCUGUCCCACUCGAGUCUAUCAUACCAGCCAUAGCCAAACCACCAACGCAAUAUCUUUCUCGGACGUAUACGCCUCUUACAGUUCCUAACUUUCGAUUCAACAUUCCCCUGCCGUCCAGUGCAUCCUCUAAAUCCGUGUAUCACAGUCAGGGUCAGGGUGAUGAACCAGAUGCCCAAUGGUUGUUGGAUUUGACUGAUCGGUUCGGGUUCAUGUAUGACGUCUCGAAGUAUGAUCUACUGUUAUUGAUGAGGGCGAGGGAGUGUCAAUGUACAGCGCCGGCAUGUUUGACAGGUGUUAAGAUUGCUGAUAGGGUGGAGGAUAAUAUGUGGCCUGGGGAAGAGGAUGACGAAGACGAAUAUGAGAGCGCGGGGGUUUUGUCGAGGAAGAAAGCGAAGGAUGAAAUAGAGAUCGUGAAAGGCAAAUGCGAAUGUGAUGGUUUACCGACUCCUUUCUCUUUCAGGUCCCCCUCGCUUGGAUCCCCAGUAGUAGAGGACGCGGAAAGUACAAAGAGUAUCAAGAGCAUCAAGUCGACGUCGAACGAUGCGGACUCUAAUCUCACCAAACCGUUGUCGACGAAAUCUCGGUCGUCUUCUAAACGAACAUCUUUAUCAGUUUCCGCGUCUGCAAUAGCCAGUACGCUUGCGCCAUCCUCGUUAUCAACCUCUACGACAUCGGUAUUGUCGGUGAACCCAGACACGCCCCGGCAUGUCUGCGCGAAUGUUGUACGACGUUUACUUGGCGAUCUGAUGGAUAUACACGAUGAGCGGCAGAAAACUCAGCGUAAGGAGUGGGACAGUUUUGUCAAGCAACGGCGGGCGAAGGCGAAACAGCAGUCUUCAUUGUCGAAGCCUUAUUCGACGUCUACUACGAGCGCUGCUGCGAUUCUCGGGCUCAGUAGUGGCUAUGAGGAAGGAGAAGACGAAGAGCUUGAUCACAGUGAGGGUUUGAUUGGGUUUGCUCAAUUUGGGUUGUCAAGUCACAACAAUAAGGAUGAAAGGAAAGAGUUCGAUCGACUCGUGAGGAGAGGUAUUCCUAUGGUUCAUCGAAGCAAGGUGUGGCUUGAGUGUAGCGGGGCUCUGGAGAUGCGAGAACCUGGGUUGUUCAAGGAUCUAUUAGCCGAGGCUGAGAAGGACAGGCAAGAUCAGGCAAAGGGGGCAAGCGUGUUGGUGGAGAUUGAAAAGGACGUGGGGAGGACGAUGCCGCUGAAUGUGUUCUUCGGUGGUGAUGGGGCUGGAGUUGAUAAGCUGAGGAGGGUGCUGGCGGCUUAUAGCAAACGGAAUCCUACUGUCGGGUAUUGUCAAGGGAUGAAUCUCGUCACAUCGACGUUGCUGUUGGUACAUGCGGAUGAAGAAGAAGCAUUCUGGGUUUUGGCUGCCAUCGUUGAGCGGUUGUUACCGGAAGACUUCUUUUCCCCUUCACUCCUUCCUUCACGCGCUUGUCCUAUGGUGCUUCUCGACUACGUGCAAGAGUACACACCAAAGCUCUAUUCACAUCUUAUCGACCUUGGAGUGGACCUCCCUGCGAUUUGUUUCUCCUGGUUCCUAUCACUAUUUACAGAUUGUCUUCCCGUCGAGACACUUUUCAGGGUCUGGGAUGUAUUUUUGGUUGAUGGUCUUGAUGUAUUAUUCCGUAUAGCCCUUGGCAUCCUCAGGAGUAACGAGCAGGAACUCUUGCGAUGCCAGUCGAUACCCGCUGUAUAUGUUGCACUAGAAAACCUUCCUACGAGAAUGUGGGAAGCUGAUAAAUUAUUACAGUUAGAAGCUGACCUACGGACUACCAUUCUGCAUAACGACUUGGUCAACAAACGGAAACUACAUGUCGCUUCACUCAGUCAACUUUUAUCAUAA
Marasmius oreades (fairy-ring Marasmius) is the source of this 4200-nucleotide messenger RNA. RefSeq lists its product as uncharacterized. The record is from RefSeq and is a predicted model, not a curated record. NCBI's taxonomy places the organism in Eukaryota, Fungi, Basidiomycota, Agaricomycetes, Agaricales, Marasmiaceae. The transcript has 5 exons. The coding region runs from base 1 to 4200 and encodes 1399 amino acids.